Molecule: messenger RNA, 1655 nt
Organism: Glycine soja
Lineage: Eukaryota; Viridiplantae; Streptophyta; Magnoliopsida; Fabales; Fabaceae
Product: F-box protein SKIP19-like
Exons: 2
Coding region: 232-1188 (318 amino acids)
Molecular function (GO): protein binding
Source: RefSeq, a predicted model, not a curated record
GUGUUUCUUGACAAUCCUUAUUCAUUUUCUUCUCUCGACAAGAAGUUGAAGGAAUGUUUGGGCCAUUUGGGAAGAGAUUAUUUCCUAGCAGAAAAGAGUGGGCUAGCCCAAUCCAUAAGUGGGCUUGGCAACCCAAUUUUGCAUUCCCAGUUUCGCAAUGAAAGAAAGGGGAAAGGGUAAAGCAAUAAAUAGGUGAAUGGUGAGCGUCACCAACCAAAGUUCUCUCUCCCAAUGUCUUGGUCGUCGACGCAGGAGGCAGUAGUAGCAGAUUGUGAAGAAGAACGAAACUGGCUGGACCUUCCGCGAGACGUGGUGUGCACGAUUUUCCAGAAGCUGGGCGCAAUCGAAAUCCUGACGCGCGCCCAGCGCGUGUGCUCCGUGUGGCGCGGCAUCUCGAAGGAGCCUCUCCUGUGGCGCACCAUCGACAUGCGCAAUUCGGGCGACAUUGAAACCAACUUCGUGUUCUUGGCCAUGUGCCACCGCGCAAUUGACUACAGCUCCGGCCACUUGCUCCAUAUCAACAUCGAGUAUUUCGCCACCGAUGAUCUCCUCCGCCACAUCACCCAUUCUACAAGUAAUCUACGAAGCCUACGUCUUGCAUGUUGCUACCAAAUUUCAGAUGAAGGAUUGUGUGAAAUUGCAAAAGAGCUUCCUCAGCUGGAGGAGCUUGAUAUAUCAAUCAGCAGCUUUAACCCAACUAGGGACCCUCUAGAAGCUGUUGGCCGGUGUUGCCGACACUUAAAAACAUUGAAAUUCAACAUGAAAGGUUACAGACGUCCGCACAUUGAGUGUGAUGAGGAGGCUUUUGCUAUUGCAGAGACCAUGCCCACAUUACACCAUCUCCAGCUUUUUGGAAACAAACUUACUAAUGAAGGCCUGCUUGCUAUUCUUGAUGGCUGUCCUCACCUUGAAUCUCUUGACUUACGACAGUGUUUCAAUGUUAACUUGGCAGGAAGUUUGGGGAAAAGAUGUGCUGAACAGAUCAAAGAAUUACGGCUUCCAUGUGAUCCCACUGAUGACUGCCCAUUUGAAGCUGAUGUUGAUUAUGGAUCACUUGAUGAAGACUCAUCUGCGAUUUCUGACAUAGAUUUCUUGUCUGAUGAUGAUUAUGACUAUUAUGAAUUCUCUGGAGGGAGCGACUUUUCUGACUAUGAUUUUGAUUCUGAUCCUGAUUAUUAUGGCCUUUGACAAAUUUAGACAUUUCAGCAUGAGGAAAACUGGUGCUGUGAAUAUAUUUCAGUUACUCUUUAUUACCUCCUCUCUCUAGCAUUUCCAAUCAAAAGAAAGCCAGGAAACACACUGCAAUGGAUUUCAGUAAAGUAUCCUUGAUCUUCUAAAGAUACUCAAUGUAGUAAUGCUGUUUCAACGAAAUUGGUAGGUGAGACUGCAUGAUCAUCUUUUACAUGGGUGGAUAGCUGAUAAUCAUCUGGAACCUUUGUGAAGAGAAUUCACUUUUUGCAACUUGUAUUUUUAUCUGAUACAUGUAAGAAGCUAUAUUUGGUUGUCUUCUGUUAAAAGUCGAUGACCCUGAACCUUGUUGUGUAGUUUUUUCUUUUGAAAUCCAAAGGUAUGAAGGUAAUAGUUAUCAAAUUAGAGUAAAUGUUAAAUUUUGUGGUUCAGUAAAUGUGAAAAAUACAACUAUUUAGAUUGAUUCC